Molecule: messenger RNA, 2397 nt
Organism: Cladocopium goreaui
Lineage: Eukaryota; Dinophyceae; Suessiales; Symbiodiniaceae
Source: the annotation of a GenBank genome assembly
CCAGGGCGGGAGUCUGACCAUGCCAGCCGUCGCGUCGUCUCCUCAACCAGUGCGUUCGGCCACGGAGCCCAAGGAGUCCUUGGAGGGGCAUACCUCUCCUCCCCUACGAGCGCACCGGGCCUUGCAAAGCCGACCCUGGAGUCAUCAACCAGGUACAUGGCGUCUCCGCCCCGCUUCAUGAACCCGGCCCCCAAGCCCGUCACGCCGCCGGUGCUGCCGCCGGUGACGCUGCCGACGCUGCCGGCGCCGGUGCCGGCACCUAUGAACCCAUUGGUGUUAGUGGCUAGCUUCCACAGCACCACCAGCAGCAGGGCUCCGGGAGGUGUGACCUACACGGGCACCCCGAGCUAUGUGAGCUCGCCGAGCUAUGUGAUGCAGCCCCAAAACGCUCGCGCUCUGUCUCAAACAACGGUGAUGAGCAACAUCUCCGGCACUUUGUCACCCAAGGUGAUGGUCGGGGGGCACCCCGUGAUGAACGGCAGCCGCCAUUGGUUCAUUGAGAUGAUGGAAAGGAUUUGGCCUUCAACAUCAAGGUACCUUUGCAAGCAAUUGCUCAGCAACUUCGAUGAGGGCGACACAAGCCAAGCUAAGCUGGAGAAGAUGGUCAAGGACAUGUCGCAGAGGCCCCCGCCAUUGCCCAUCAAAGCGGAUUUCAUCAACUUCAUGCUGCAGCAAGUUUGGGAGGUUGUGCAACCGAGCGUGUCGAAAGCUGUCAAGGAGAUGCUGAAGCCCAAGCUGCACUCGGCCCUCAGCAUGGUGGCGCCUGUGGACAUCAACCCCUGUCUGUUGGGGGAUACGGCGCCGCAGAUGGACGAGAUCGAGUUGCUGGAAGAUCAAGGAUUGGGCAAUUUGAUGGAUCUCAAACUGCAUUUCUUUUGGCACAGCGAACCGGACAUCACCGUGGAAUGCAAAUUGGGAAGUGUGGCUUUACCCAAGUUGAAGUUGGGUUUCACCAUGUAUUUGGGCCUCCAGGGAGAGUCUGAAGAGCCGCCAUUCUUCAAUGCAGCCAUGCUCUACAUGGGAAACGGCUUCAUGCACGCGCGGGAUGUGCUGAACACCAAACAGGAGAAAGAGGAUCCUUACAUCGGUAUGACCUUUGGCGACGCCUGGCAACUUGGCGAUGCUGAAUCCAGGACAGGCUUUAGCACCAGCUUUGUGGAAGAUGCGGUGGUCGGAGCGCUCAACGGUGUCAUCGUGCCAAAGCUCGUGCUACCUUCCCGCAUGUUGCUUCACGUUGGCCAUGGCAUGGUGGCACACGAUCUGAUGAUGCCAAAGCCUCAUGGAUGUCUGCAGAUCACUGUGAAAGGCGUCAACGGUUUGGUGGGCACCGAAUGGAAGCUGCAGAGUAUUCUGACGGGCGCACGCUCCAACGACCCGUAUGUCACAGUGGACCUGGGUGGAAGUGCCAACAGCCUCAGGCGUUUGCAGCACUUCAACCUUCGAGUCUACGACGAUGGUUUGCUGCAGAUGUUCCGUGAACAGCAAAUAGGCAUGGCGAGUCAGGAGGAUUUGAUGGCGCGGAAGUUGGGUCUCAGUGUGAUGGAUCUUUUCGGGAUGUCAUCUCUCGACUUCUACGAUAAGGAACAGGAGAAAAACUUCACCUGUUCUCUGGACACCAUUUGGGAAGGUCGGGAGGACCACGCAGAGUUGCGAAACGCCAAGCCUCCGUCCAUCACGCUGGGUCUGCAUUGGCGUCCCAUUGUCUACGGCCAGCCCUCCAUGCUACCGCAGGCCAUCUUUUUGGACGACGACGAGCCAGAGCCGGUGUGGCCGCACUUCGUGCUGCGCGUGUGCUUCGGGAAGUUCUCCAUCCACGGAACGGUGAUGCCUGGCUUCGACUCCACGGGGAGUCAUCAUGAAGAUCCCAAGGAAGGUGUUUCUGCAGUGGUGUCCAAGAAGGUCUACGCGCAGCACCAGCAGAACGAGGAUCGCACCGAAAUGGUGAGCAGGAUGACGGGUGGACGUAUGGGCCGAGCUUGCAAAGUGGCCACCUUUGAUCAGGGCUUCCGUUUCUGGGUGCGCGAUCCCAGGAAUACCAAGAUCCAUUUGACUUUCAACUCGGUGUCGGACUUCGACAAGACGGACACGCAUCAACUAGGUGAAUUGACCUUGGAAGUCAACUCCUUGCUGAAAGAGAAGGAUCUUAGCCUUGACAUCAAAAACGAGGACCUGGACAACUGGGAAGGUGGUGAUCUACCUGCACGAUUCUCAGGACAUUUGCAGCUGUACCAACUGCACGACUCCGCCAUCAAGCAGGCUGCGGCGUUGACGAAGAGUCAAGCCUCCCAGCUGCGGAAGGAGCAGGCGCAGAGGGAGGCGCAGGCGCUGGUGCAGAAGGCCUCGGCGCUGCGCGCGGAAGCGGAGGCCUUGGAACGGCAGGCAAAGGCGAAGGAUAGC